Aspergillus aculeatus ATCC 16872 is the source of this 1353-nucleotide messenger RNA. RefSeq names its product FAD-binding oxidoreductase. NCBI's taxonomy places the organism in Eukaryota, Fungi, Ascomycota, Eurotiomycetes, Eurotiales, Aspergillaceae. The annotation marks the transcript as partial. The record is from RefSeq and is a predicted model, not a curated record. Gene Ontology annotation, molecular function: FAD binding. The transcript has 6 exons.
AUUCAAUACGCCCGAGACCACCACAUCCCGUUUCUUGCGCAGUCGGGGGGUCAUGCUUUGGCUGGAUCUGUGGUCGUUGGAGAUGAGGACCUCCUUCAAAUCAACCUGCGGCAGCUCAACGAAGUCCGAUUCGACUCGACUGGGACUUUUGCUACGGUUGGGGGCGGUGUGCUGAUGGAUGAGUUCAUUAAUGCGACGCAUCGGAAUGGACGAGUAACCACGGUGGGAUCUUCCCCGUGUACUGGCGUGAUGGGGGUGACUCUGGGAGGAGGGCUGGGUCGACUUCAGGGACUGUACGGAUACAUGAUUGACAACAUCGUCCAAAUGACGGUCGUCCUGUAUGAUGGAAGUAUUCGAACGGUGUCUCCCCACGAGAACCGCGAUCUCUGGUGGGGGAUGCGUGGAGCCGGGCAGCAGUUCGGAGUGGUCACGGAGGCGAUGAUCCGCACGUACCCGCAACAGAACGAUGGGAUGCAUUUUGUGGCCGACCUGGAGUUUGAGAGCACCGCCGCCGCGCAGAUCUUCGCCGCCGUGAAUCGCAUGGCGAGCCCGGCGCUGCCCAGUCAUUUGGCCAUCACCAUCGUCUCCCACUAUCAGGGUGAUGGGGAGCCGUCCCUCCUGCUCGUAAACUUCGUAUGGUCCGGCCCCCGCGAGACGUCCCUGGAGUAUCUGCGCAUCUUCCAGGAGCUGGACCCCGUUUCCUGCCGCGAGAGCUCAGUCCCUUGGGACGUCCUUCCGUGGGUGACGUAUCGGGCGCUGAACCGAUUGAUCUGCGACAACCCGGGGGGCCAGAAGAAUAGCUACUCGGCGAGUGUGGCCGUCUACGAUCCUGAGGCCAUGGCAGCGCUGGUCCACGACUGGGAGGCUCGGAAUAGAAACCCAAAGUCUCGAGGUCGGGUGAGGUUCUCCCUGAUGAUGCAGACUUUUGGCAACACGUCUACGUCUACGUCUCGUAGGGCAGUGGAAGAGGAGGAUGCGUUUCCGUGGAGGAACAGGUUGAAUCAUCUUGUCUCUCUUCAAGCACAGUACACGGAUGAGUCGUGGCGCGCCGAAGUGGACGAUUUGCUCCGGGCCAAGCGAGACCUUCUGGUCGGGGACGGAAGACUGCAGCAAUAUGUGAAUCUGGGGCAUGGAGUCGGCGACCCGGUCAAGGCCCUGUAUGGCUACGAGGGCACCCGACUGCGCCGGCUGAGGGCCCUCAAGGCCCGGUACGAUCCUGAGGGGUGGUUCGAUCUGUACCAACCUCUGCGCCGGUCAGGAGCUCGGCGCGGCCAUAGUCUGGGUUGGGGGCAAGAAGGGAUGAUCAUGCAUGAUCAGCAGGUGGGAGAUGGAUCGAGUCAUAAUGAGCUUUAG